This is a messenger RNA of Encephalitozoon intestinalis ATCC 50506, 957 nucleotides long. RefSeq lists its product as uncharacterized. NCBI's taxonomy places the organism in Eukaryota, Fungi, Microsporidia, Unikaryonidae. Gene Ontology annotation, cellular component: nucleus; cytoplasm. Bases 1 to 957 code for a protein of 318 amino acids. The record is from RefSeq and is a predicted model, not a curated record. The transcript has a single exon.
AUGAUCCUUGUGACACACGAUGGAAAAUUUCACCUGGAUGAGGUGAUGGCUACAGCCGUACUGCUUAAGAUAUAUCCGGAUUCCGAAAUAAUCAGGACGAGAAAUAUGAGCGUUAUGCGGAGUGGAGAUAUAGUUUACGAUGUUGGAGGUACAUUUAACCCCGAGACCAAUAGAUAUGACCAUCAUCAGGAGUCAUUCAAUGAAACCUUUAGCUCGAAAUAUAAGAUAAAACUAAGUAGCUCAGGAUUAAUCUAUAAAUAUUAUGGCGAAAAGCUUCUAGAGAAAUACGGAGUUACCAAAACAGAUGAGCACUUCCAAAGACUACUAGAAGAGAUUUAUGCAACUUACUUUUUAUCUGCAGAUGCAAUAGACAACGGAUACGAAAUUUUCGGUGAAAUAGUCCCAAGAUCCCUCUCACAUAUUGUUGAAUCAUUCAAUGUCUUGAACUUUUCAGGAGGCUCAAACAACGAGCAGGACAGAAGAUUUCUUGAAGCAGUACGAUUCGUUUCCAUGGAUUUAGAUAAUUUCAUGCAUACUAUAAUCAACGGAUGGAUGCCAAACUAUAAAUAUCUGAGUGAGUUAAUUAGCAAAGUUGAUGGAGACAUUCUGUGUGUCGACAGAUAUUGUUUCAUAGACGUAAUUCCUGAGAUAGAAAGAAAGUACAAAAAAGAUAUCAACUUUGUACUAAAAAAGGGAGAAAGUUCUGUGAGUAUACUGGCUGUUCCAAAAAAAAGAAAACAUUUCGAGUCGAAAAUUCCUUUAAAGAAAGAAUGGAGGGGCCUUUCUGGAGGAAAACUGGAUGCCAUCUCUGGAAUUGAAGGUUGCAAUUUUGUUCAUUUGUCUGGAUUUGUAGGGUCCAAUAAAACUAUUGAAGGCGCCAUCGAAAUGUGCAAAGAAUCUAUCAAAGCUUAUCUUAAGGAAAUCAAAAAUGCUGAUAAUCUGGACAAAUAUUUAUAA